GGGAAGUUGCAAGUAACCCAACUUCAACCCACAAGAUCGUGGCACAGCGCAAGACCAUUCGGGUAGUCAUUCAAAGUGAUAAUGAAUACUAUUAAAGCUAUUAAAAAUGCAGUAGUCUGUAUCGUCUUGCUGCCGCGUUUUCUGAUAGCAGCAGUCAUGUUUUGGCUGCUUGACUUUUUAUGCAUAAGGAAAAGGGUUUUCUUCAGGAUGAAGGAGCAGGAGGGCGAUGCCAUCGACCCUCCGCUGUGCAUAUCGGACUCCAAUCGUCUCUUUAGCGUGGAGUCCCUCAAGGCAGUGUGGCACGGCCAUAAACUGGACUUUCUGAAGGCAGCGCAUCUCGGACACGGAGCUCCCAACACCGAAGUUGUUCAGCUGGAGGAUCAGCGGCGCAGCCGCAUCCUCGAUUACGCAAAAGACAAGAGACCGCUCAUUCUCAACUUUGGCAGCUGCACCUGACCACCGUUCAUGGCGCGUCUGAAGGCUUUCCAGGGAGUCGUGCAGCAGAACGCAGAUAUAGCAGACUCUGUAGUUGUGUACAUCGAGGAAGCGCACCCUUCCGACGGAUGGAUGAGCACCGACGCGCCUUAUCAGAUCCCCAAACACCGGUGUCUGGAGGACCGGCUGAAAGCUGCACAGCUGAUGCACCUGGAGGUGCCCGGUUGCCCGGUCGUGGUCGACAGUAUGGAAAACCCCUCCAACGCUGCGUACGGAGCUUAUUUCGACAGACUUUAUAUUCUGCAGGAGGGAAAGAUUGUUUACCAGGGUGGCAGAGGACCUGAGGGGUAUCGCAUCACAGAGCUCAGAGACUGGCUGGACCAAUACAGAGAAACGCUGAAAAAGCCCACUAAUCUAGUUAUCAAUGUGUAGAUGAUUUCCCGUCUCUGUAGAGCUGCUGUGACAAAAACAAAAAUGCUGCAUAUUUGUCAGUAUUAUAACUUCAUUUAGAUUGUCUGUCAAUAAUCGUGUAUUUAUUUUUGAUACGGUUGGAUCAAAGUAAUUUGUUCAUCAUUGUAGGAUGCACUACAGUAGGCUCCUUCAUGUCAUAUUGGACAUCUAGCCAUCUACAAAAAGGUUAGUUUGUUUGGACAUUGUGAACAAAAGCAUUUUGUGUGUAAGAAGUUAUUUUUUAUUUUGUAUUUCUUCUCAUCAUGUAUAUGCACCUUUUUAAUGAACCAGUGAGGAUGUUGAGAUGUGCGCAUCACUGUGCUCGUCAGUAUAUAGUGAAGUUCGGUUUUUAAACGGACUGAAUCCAGAGAACCGAUACUGAUGUUUUUCAUACUGGAGAUCAUGGUGAAGGUGCAGCUGUUUUGUAAAUAUUGUUCCGUUUUAUGGAUAUAUUUUUCAUACAAUAAAAUGCUUUGAUCUAC
This is a messenger RNA of Perca fluviatilis (European perch), 1367 nucleotides long. It is a transcript of the gene dio3a, whose product is annotated as iodothyronine deiodinase 3a. Gene Ontology annotation, molecular function: thyroxine 5'-deiodinase activity. The transcript has a single exon. The record is from RefSeq and is a predicted model, not a curated record. Lineage: Eukaryota; Metazoa; Chordata; Actinopteri; Perciformes; Percidae.